Olea europaea var. sylvestris is the source of this 450-nucleotide messenger RNA. RefSeq lists its product as uncharacterized. The transcript is spliced from 2 exons. The record is from RefSeq and is a predicted model, not a curated record. Lineage: Eukaryota; Viridiplantae; Streptophyta; Magnoliopsida; Lamiales; Oleaceae. The coding region runs from base 1 to 450 and encodes 149 amino acids.
AUGUCCAGGGUGGUAGCUAAUGGAAGCGGUGGAGGAAAUGGAGGAAGGAAAAGAAAUGAAGAACGUCGAAUUCCUCUUCCGCGGCCGCCGGUGGUGACAUCAUCGUCCCCAAGUGAUGAUGAUGAUGUUGACGAAAAUGAAGUUCAAAAUGCUCUUAAAUCCCUGGCUUCCCUGGAAGACCCACUUCCCAUAAAGAGAGGACUGUCAAAUUUCUAUAAUGGAAAGUCGAAAUCAUUUAUGAAUCUGAGAGGCGAAGAAUCGAAGUUGAAAAUGAAAGAAUUGGAGAAACCAGAUUACCAAAUGAAGAGGAAAAGAAGAUUGAUUGUGGAAGAGGCUUUAAGCAGGAAAAUCAGUAGACUCUCCUUACCCGUAAUGAAAUCCAAGAAAGAUGAAGGAAUUAGCAAAAUCAAGAGCAAUGGACAAGAUGAGAGUGACGACCAAUUGAUUUGA